AUGCCAAACCUUUGGCAACGACUAACGCGCAAGAGCACAAGCGGGUCCACUGUGAAUGUUCUGGGCUGCAAUGUGGUCAGCGCUGCCAGAACACAAGGGACGCUGGCGCUGUCCUCUGGUGAAGCUGAGUUGUGUGCGAUUGGUCAGGGAGUGUCUGAAGCACUGUUUGUCCGAUCAAUGCUGUUGGAAUCAAAUCUGGCGAAGAAGGAGAUCGCUGCCGAGCAACUGGUGAUUGAUGUUGCCGCUCUGAGUGAUCUCACUGAAGAUGAUGUCCGGCAGACUGGAGUGCAGAGCAACCUGGUUGCACUGCACCUUUGUGGGAAUGUCCCGGGGCAUCGCCAGGAUUUGCAGCGACUGGCGCAGGGACUGACCGUUGUCCGACCGACUGCGGACCCACUAGCGGAGAAUGCUUCUGCAACUGGACCUGCGGCGAUUGAUGCCGCCCUUGGCAUCAAUGUCAGGCUCAGCAGGAAUGGUCCCAUGAGUGUGGAAGUGUCUGCCGCUCUGACUGCGAUGGACUGUGGAAUCGAGCUCACCCGAGUGUGGAAUCGCUACAUCACCACCAUCGUGGAGAAUGGCCGCGAGAGAGUGGUUGAGAGGGCGAAUGAUAUCGCCGAUCGAACGCUGCGAGCCCAGGUGAAUCUGGGUGAGACUCUCUUCUAG
Messenger RNA from Symbiodinium sp. CCMP2592, 663 nucleotides. The record is from the annotation of a GenBank genome assembly. NCBI's taxonomy places the organism in Eukaryota, Dinophyceae, Suessiales, Symbiodiniaceae.